This is a messenger RNA of Trachemys scripta elegans, 6998 nucleotides long. It is a transcript of the gene CNTN5, whose product is annotated as contactin 5. The transcript has 26 exons. Gene Ontology annotation, molecular function: cell-cell adhesion mediator activity. NCBI's taxonomy places the organism in Eukaryota, Metazoa, Chordata, Testudines, Emydidae. Bases 767 to 4069 code for a protein of 1100 amino acids. Gene Ontology annotation, biological process: brain development; cell-cell adhesion. The record is from RefSeq and is a predicted model, not a curated record.
GAGGAGGCGCUGGGGGGUGGGGGUGAGAGAGACACACACGCUCUCCUACACCCAGCUCGCCGGGAGGACCCAGCCAGUCAGAGGCGGAGAGCGAGGGGGAAGAGCGAACACAUUGGAGGAGAAAUUGCUGCACAGCAAAACACCAGCCAGAGGAGGUGCUUCCCCGCUCUCCCAAUAUAACCACGCCGAGAGCAGGGGCAAGCAGAGACGGCCGGAGCCCCAGCAGCAAAGUGCUGGGCUGGGGAGGCAAAAGGCUUGGCAAGGAUGCCCGUACCUGUAUCGCUUCUCCAGCCCUGAGCGCCGCGGAGGCAGGGCGAGCCGGAGGUGGAUUGUUGGACAAGAACUCCGCGAUUCGCUGCGCCCCCCGGGCUGAGCCCCACAAGGAGGGAGCAGGGGCUGCCUGGAGGAUGGGAGACUGAGAGCCGGGGGCAGAGAGAGGUUCUUCCCCAGCAGCGAACUCCCUUCAUCGUGUCUAUAUUUCUCCGAUACUGAGUUGAAAUCUUCAUUUCUGAAACGUCUCAUAGCAAAUCCAUGACUAAUUUGCUGUCUUCUGUCACCCAUAAAUUACCUGAAAGGACUAAUUUUUGACUCAACUCAACAUCUUGUCUUCAUCAAUUUUCACUCAUACAAGGACUAUCUGCUGAGAUCAUUUCCCUUUGAGGGCACUGUCCAUACAGCUGAUAGCUGAAUUCAGAUUGAGCUUUAAUGAAGAAACGUCAAAGCUGCUAACAAUCACACAAACAGGGAUUCCAGACCUUUGUGACCAAUGAUGUGGUCGUCAUGGAGACUGGUUCUGUUUCUGUCACUCUCUGGGUGUCUUUCAGAAUAUUCAGCAGCUGUUCCAGGCCUCCCAACUUCAUAUGCUGCUAUCCUAAGAAUUAAAUCUGCCAGUUCAUCUUCAGCACUCUUUAAUUCAAAGAACAGGCCACGAUUAAGCAGCCCUUCAUUAGGAAGCAUAUCUUCACCAGGCUGGAGAGGAACAGCACAACACUAUCGCUCACCAACAAACCUCUAUCACUUCUCAGAGGCCUUCAAACAUGACGAAAGUGUUGAUUACGGGCCGGUGUUUGUCCAAGAACCAGAUGAUGUGAUUUUCCCUACUGAUUCUGAAGAGAAGAAAGUGUCUCUGAAUUGUCAAGCACGAGGAAACCCUGCUCCUAUUUACAGAUGGCUACGAAAUGGAACUGAAAUUGAUAUUGAAAGUGAUUACCGCUACAGUUUGAUAGAAGGAAGUUUUAUCAUCAGCAAUCCCAAUGAAGCAAAGGAUUCUGGGCAAUAUCAAUGUUUAACCACCAACGUGUUUGGAAGUAUUUUGAGCAGAGAGGCCACCCUUCAGUUUGCAUAUCUGGGAAAUUUUAGUGGCCGGACGAGAAGUGCAGUCUCUGUACGAGAAGGUCAAGGGGUUGUUCUGAUGUGCUCUCCUCCACUUCAUUCACCAGAGAUCAUCUACAGUUGGGUAUUUAACGAAUUCCCAUCUUUCGUGGCAGAAGAUAGCCGACGCUUUAUCUCUCAGGAGACAGGAAAUCUCUACAUCUCCAAGGUGCAAACAUCUGAUGUUGGCAGCUAUAUCUGCCUAGUAAAAAACACAGUGACAAAUGCCAGAGUUCUAAGUCCUCCAACGCCACUCACCCUGCGAAAUGAUGGUGUGAUGGGGGAAUAUGAGCCGAAAAUUGAGGUCCAUUUUCCUUACACAGUUACAGCUGCUAAGGGAACUACCGUUAAGAUGGAGUGCUUUGCGUUGGGCAACCCUGUUCCAACAAUCUCAUGGAGGAAAGUUAAUGAUCAUAAUCCAAGUAAAGCCCGUCUGAGAAAGUCCCAAGCUGUUCUUGAAAUACCUAAUGUGCAGCUAGAGGAUGCAGGGAUGUACGAAUGUAAAGCUGAAAACUCACGUGGAAGGAAUGUCUUCAGAGGACAGCUACAAGUGUACACGUACCCACAUUGGGUGGAGAAGCUUAACAAUACUCAGUUAGACAGUGGAGAGCAGCUCCGAUGGGAAUGCAAAGCCACUGGAAAGCCACGACCCACCUAUCAUUGGCUGAAGAAUGGAGUCCCUCUUUGGGCACAGAGCAGGGUUGAGAUGGUUAAUGGUGUACUGAUGAUCCACAGUGUGAAUCUCUCAGAUGCUGGAAUGUACCAAUGCUUAGCAGAAAAUAAAUAUGGAACCAUUUAUGCCAGUGCUGAGCUGAAGAUUUUAGCCUCAGCUCCCACUUUUGCACUAAAUCAGAUGAAGAAAACUAUAAUUAUUACCAGAGGCCAAGAAGUUGUCAUUGAGUGCAAACCACAAGCCUCUCCAAAACCAACCAUCACUUGGAAGAAAGGAGACAAAGCAGUAAGAGAGAAUAAGAGGAUAACUGUUCUUCCAGAUGGGAGCCUACAAAUCCUGAAUGCUUCCAAAUCUGACGAAGGAAGGUACUUAUGCCAAGGAGAAAAUGUGUUUGGUUCUGCAGAAACUGUAGCCUCAGUAUUUGUUAAAGAACCAACAAGGAUAGACCUGACUCCCAAGAGGACCGAGUUAACUGUUGGAGAAAGCAUUGUCCUCAGUUGCAAAGCCAUUCAUGACAACACACUAGAUGUCACUUUCUACUGGACUUUGAAUGGGCAGCCAAUUGAUUUUGAGAAGGAAGGCGGACACUUUGAAAGCAUCAGGGCACAAGCAUCCUCUGCAGAUUUAAUGAUCAGGAACAUCCUUCUGAUGCAUGCUGGGAGAUAUGGCUGCAGGGUACAGACCACAGCAGACAGUGUGUCAGAUGAGGCAGAACUUCUUGUUAGGGGUCCUCCUGGUCCCCCAGGAAUAGUGAUAGUUGAGGAAAUUACAGAAACCACGGCGACGCUCUCCUGGAGUCCUGGGGCAGACAACCACAGCCCUAUCUCCACAUACAACUUACAAGCACGUAGCCCAUUUUCACUUGGCUGGCAGACUGUAAAAACAGUUCCAGAGAACAUAAGUGGUGAUAUGGAAUCUGCUGUGGCAGUAGAACUGAACCCAUGGGUGGAAUAUGAAUUCAGAGUUGUAGCAACCAACAAAAUCGGGACUGGGGAUCCAAGUGCACCAUCUCGAGUGAUCAGAACCAGUGAAGCAGUUCCAAAGACAGCACCAGCUAAUGUAAGUGGCAGAAGUGGAAGACGGCAUGAAUUAAUAAUAGCAUGGGAGCCAGUAUCAGAAGAGUUUCAGAAUGGGGAAGGAUUUGGAUACAUUGUGGCUUUCAGACCGAAUGGAACACGAGGGUGGAAAGAAAAAAUGGUGACAUCCUCAGAUGCUUCAAAGUUCAUCUAUAGGGAUGAAAGUGUGCCGCCUCUGACUCCCUUUGAGGUGAAAGUUGGUGUAUAUAAUAACAAAGGAGAUGGACCCUUCAGUCCCAUUGUGGUCAUCUGUUCAGCUGAGGGAGAACCCAGUGCGGCUCCUACUGAUGUCAAGGCUACAGGUUUGUCUGUAUCAGAGAUUCUGGUUGCGUGGAAACAUAUUAAAGAAAGUCUAGGAAGACCACAGGGAUUUGAGGUUGGUUACUGGAAAGAUAUGGAGCAGGAAGAAGCAUCAGAAAAAGUCAAAACUGAAGGAAAUGAGUCAUCCAUCGUUUUGACAGGAUUAGAAGGAAACACAUUAUAUCACCUAACAGUGAGGGCGUACAAUGCUGCAGGAUAUGGACCACCGAGUACCACAGUCCGUGCAGCCACCAAGAAAUCCCCUCCCAGCCAGGCACCAACCAAUAUUAUGUGGAUGCAAGAUGGCUCUCAUGUGUCUCUGGGAUGGGAACCAGUUAGACCUCUAGCAAAUGAAUCUGAUGUAAUGGGAUACAAGGUCUUGUUUAGGCAAGAAGGCCACAGCAAUAGUCAAGUAAUUGAAACACAGAAAACCUCUGCAGUGGUUCUUCUUCCUGAUGUUGGUGUCUAUAUCAUAGAGGUUUGUGCAGUCAGUGAAGGAGGGGAUGGGACUGCCAGCUCCCAAAUCAGAGUACCGUCUUUUUCAGGUGGAAAAGUUACAAGCUCUCAAUCCACUUUACAUGCUCUCUCUACUUCCUCGACAUCUGUAACAUUGCUCUUGGCACUGAUGGUCCCUUCCACCUCAUGGUGAAGACUGCAGACCUUUUUUUUGUUGUUGUUUGUUUGCUUUAGCUUGAUGACACCAAUGGAUGGAGCUUUAUGUUCAUGAAGAAGCUGGAACCCUAAGCAAAUGCCUAAAGACCCAUAGAAAUACACAUGGUGCACUUAGAGGAGUGUUGGAAAAAUGAUAAAUGAUUCAUCAGGUUUUCUCUUCAGUUUUUGUAGAUGUCCUCUGUUUGGGGAGGGGACACUUACUGGCCCAACAGAAAUAUGCAGAUUGUAUGUAAUAAACUUUUGUAAGCAAAUGUAAUUUCUGUCAAAUGUACUUUACUUUUUUAAUAUGUUUAACUUCGGUGAUCCCCAGUUGUGUGCCAUUAGUUGUUUAAAUAGUGGUGUCUAGUACAGUACAUUGGUUUUGUUUGUUUGUUUGUUUUUAAAUGAGUGAAGUUUGAUAAGGACUUUGAAUCUAGUGCUUUUGUUGCUUCCCCUAAGGCUGUCUGCUCACAGUGACAAGGCAGUAGAAGAGAAGAAAAAGAAGUUCAGUUCUAUGGCCCACUGGAUAAGUACAGGAAAUAUUUUCUGGAAAAAUGUAUGAAUAUAUAUUGAAUUAGCAAAAUUUGUCAAUCUGAUAUUUUGAAAGCACUCCCGAGAAAGAGAACAGAGCAGAGAAGAAGCCAUUAAUUUUAUUGCAAGGUAAACUGGAAAUGACUGAACACAAAUUUAAAAGGAAAUAAAUAAUUUCUAUUGUUUUUCAUCAAAUAUUGUAUAAUUUAACUGCAGAGGAAAUAAAUGUUUAUUUUUAAUAGAAAAAUAAAUAAUCUAAAUUCAUUAACAGUGCAUAUAGCAGUUAAACCACCAUUGGGCAUUUAAUCAUAGCAUACAGUAGUUGCUAAAUGAGCAAAUAAAAGGAAUGCAAGGAGACAAAUCUGCUUUUUUCCUGUCAGUCUUAGAUCUUAUUUUUUUAGUCCAUUUUUGUAUGGUACUGUACUUUCUAUCUUUGGUAAUUAAGCUAAAGCUGAAGUAUAUAAGAAUGCAUAUCAUGGAGAGACCAUAAUAUUUCAUGGAUUGUAGUCAUGCAAACAUGCAGAGUUCAAUUAGAAUAUGUUUUGUGGAAUGUUGUGUCCCAAAUGACACGUGGGUAAAUAAGAAUUAUCAAGCAAGAUUUUCCAGUUGGCAAGGCUACUGGACCUUCUUCUAGAGCUCACCAGAUAGAGACUGAUUUUAUAGGGACUGUGUGCUAACAUCUUUAAUCCCAGCCGUUCUUCUGCUGUAUCAGUCUUUUCUCCACUCUGUAAUCAGUUAGGAGGAGUCCCCAUUCUAGAUCUAAAGGCCUUUCCUCAUAUUGGCACCUAAGCCAAAAUGACCCCUAGUGUAUAUGGUGUGAGUGUGGGUGGGUUUGUACAGUGUGGUGUGUGUGAUGUUCUCAGCGAGGGGACUUUUUAUUAUCGUGUUUUUAGGGACUGUGCCCAGGAUGAACUUUACCUUGUUUGCGGUAAUCAAGUGUGUUGUGCUCAAAUCAUUUUAUCAGGAAAGUCCUGGUAGCAUAACUCUUAUAGCUGAUUCUCUAACUCUUUUCAUAGAGAUCUAAUUCAGGCACUGGGUUCUCUAACAAAAAUGCUAUCACUUUGCUUGCUUGUCAGCACAUUCGAAAUGUGCCAUUUCUUACACUUUUAAAAUAACAGCCAGGGAAGCACCAUAGCAGAGCAGAUACUCAAAAGUUGUACAAAACUGAAUGAAAGAUAGAUUUUCAUUUUUUAUCUUUUUGAACAUUUUACAAAAAUAUUUUCUUCAAAAGCCGUUAGAAUCAUUUUCUUUGUUACCCACUGAGAAUUUUAAAGGUUCUAUUCAGAUCACCCCAGAACCAGGUUUUAAAUAUUCUUAGUCACCAUAUUGCUAGGAGAGCAAUGAUGAGACAAUUAUCUGAGAACCAAAAGUUUUGAGAUAAAAGACAAGAAAAGGACUUCCUUCAACAACUUCUUCUGAAAUAACUGUUUGUGGUCAAAGAAAGGGGGGUGGAAUAGAUUGCAUGCAAUGCACAUUGGCUUCUCUGCCAUUGCUGAUAGAGCAAGUUGAAACAAAGCAAAUGCCUGCUAUGGGUUGCAAAACAGAAGCAUUUCCAUUAUGCAAGAGAGCUUGCAUGACCAGGCUCAUGUUUCUAAAGAAAAAUCAGCAUCAAUAAUGAACCAGAGGGCAAAAUUUCCACAUUCUAAAAUUAGUCAAAUGUAAUUCCCUCUGUCUGUACACCAGUGCAGUUCAAUCAGGGGUAUUCAUAAUCAAAGGAGUUAUAGUCACCAUUGGUGGAAUUCUAGUCAAACAAAUUUCUGAAUACACUAAAUGGAUAUGGUUGAUGACAAGUAUCAAAGUCUGGUGUGGAUAAAUAGAUAUAAGUACAUCUACUUAUAUCUAGAUCAGUAGCAUCAAAAUAGUGGUGGAAAUAUGGAACACAUCUUCAGGUCAUGUAAUUGUAUUGCAGGGACACAAGGGGACAUGUUUUAUAUUCAACAUAAACAGAAUAUGUAUUUUGCAUCUUAAAUAUAUUAAUAAACAUGUUUUAAAUGUUUAAGUAUCUAUGUAUUACAUAUUUGUUACUUUGCAGAAAGCAAUGUGUCCUUAUCAUGAGUCAUUAAUUUUUAGCUGCAAAAAGAGUUUUCUUUUUUUUUUUCUUGAAUGAGCUUGUAACAGGGCAGUCACUAAAAAGACUGUAUUUUUGUAUAACAUCGCAAGAGCUGUUUUGAAAAUAAAAUAAAAAAAAAUAAUCAAAGAAAUUUUGUUUGCAGCCCAAAACAAAGUUACUGUCAUGGCCCAUCUCAAAAUGUUAGCUAUAUUGUAUACAAUCUGUAUAUAUACUAUAUAUAAUGGUAUAUACUAUGUGAAAGACACAGUAAAAAUAAUAGUUCCUGUGUACUGUUCUUGUAACAUUAGACCUUUUUAAUAAAUAAUUCUCUUUUUAUUGACUUUUA